Messenger RNA from Phaedon cochleariae (mustard beetle), 1977 nucleotides. The record is from the annotation of a GenBank genome assembly. Lineage: Eukaryota; Metazoa; Arthropoda; Insecta; Coleoptera; Chrysomelidae.
GAAUAUUUUCAAAUAGUGAUUGGUGCCAUUGGUGGUUGUGUAGUAAUUUAAAUAUGUGUAUUAUCUGAAUAAUUCCAUGAUAUCGAUCAAAAUGAGCGAGUCCGAGGAAACGAAUAAGGAGAAACGCCAUCACGAUAGUGACAAUGACUCUGACGGGUUUGUGGGGCCAACUCUGUCAGAAGCUGCCCCGCCGAAAAAACGGAAAGUUCUUCCCCACGAAAGGCUCUAUCUGGAGAGCCUUCCUUGCGCAGAGUCAUAUGAGAAGAGUUACAUGCACAGAGAUGUCAUCACACACUGUCUUGUUUCCUCUACUGACUUCAUAGUGACUGCCAGCUGUGAUGGCCAUAUAAAAUUUUGGAAAAAGAUGGAAACGGGUAUUGAGUUUGUCAAACAUUUCCGCAGUCAUUUGGGGCCUAUAGUCAAGAUAGCAUGCAACAGUGAAGGAACUUUGUUGUGCUCUGCUUCACUGGACAAAUCUUUGAAAAUUUUUGAUGUUGUCAACUUUGAUAUGAUCAAUAUGCUGAAAUUGGAGUAUGUUCCUGGUACAGUUGAAUGGAUUCAUGGAUCAGGAGACCCUAUACACUCCCUGGCUGUAUCUGAUAAGGAAUCUCCAAAUAUUUAUAUCUAUGAUGGGCGGUCUGAUGGAACACAUCUGGAAGUGUUGGGUAAAAUUCACAUGAAUCCUGUAAGUCUGAUCAAGUAUAAUCCAAAAUAUGAUGUUGCUAUAUCUGCUGACAAAAAGGGAAUGUUGGAAUAUUGGACUGGUAACAAGCAGGAUUAUAUUUUUCCUAAAAAUGUAGCCUUUGAUUCCAAAUUGGAUACUGACUUGUUUGAAUUUGCAAAAAAUAAAACUUUCCCUACUGGCCUAGCAUUUUCUGUUGAUGGCAAAAAAUUUGCAGCUAUUUCUACAGACAGAAGAGUCAGGGUUUUCAAUUUUAUCACUGGUAAAUUGUUGAGGGUAUUGGACGAAACCUUGCCUAGGUUCACGGAACACCAACAAAAAACCCAGCAACUGCCCAACAUGGAGUUUGGCAGACGCAUGGCCGUAGAAAGGGACUUGGAACGGUCCGAAAGUUUCGAACUAGGCAACAUAACCUUCGACGAAAGCGGCUACUUCAUUAUGUACGCGACACUGUUGGGUGUCAAGCUCAUCAACAUACACACCAACAGGUGUGUCCGUAUCAUCGGUAAAAACGAGAAUUUGCGGAUGCUGAACGUCGCUCUCUAUCAAGGCUCGGCAAAAAAGGCCAAGGCGGCUGUCACGCUAGAAAUCGAGGCUUCCAACAACCCCACGUUGGACGCCAUUCAACCGGAUCCCACAAUAAUCUGUACGGCAUAUAAAAAAUCACGCUUUUAUCUCUUCAGCCGAAGAGAACCUGAUGAUAUCCAGACCGAUCAGGACAGAGACGUAUUCAAUGAGAAACCUUCCAAGGAGGAUACGAUGUCAGCAACUGAAAAUCCAGCGGUUCAGAGACUGUACGAGAAUGCUAUUUUGCACACUGUGUUUGGGGACAUUCACGUCAAACUGUUCGUGAAGGACUGUCCUAAGACCGUGGAGAAUUUUUGCGUUCACAGCAAGAACGGGUACUACAAUGGGCACAUUUUCCACAGGGUCAUCAAAGGAUUCAUGGUUCAAACAGGUGAUCCCACCGGUAACGGCACAGGCGGCGAGAGCAUCUGGGGUGGGGAGUUCGAGGACGAGAUAAGGCCUCAUUUGAGGCACGACAGGCCCUACACGGUCUCCAUGGCCAACGCGGGGCCCAACACCAACGGCAGCCAGUUCUUCAUAACAAUGACCCCCACCCCAUGGCUGGACAACAAACACACCAUUUUUGGAAGGGUGGUGAAAGGGAUGGAGGUGGUGCAGAAUAUUAGUAAUGUUAAAACGAACACGAAAACAGAUAAGCCGUUUGAUGAUAUUAGGAUCGUUUCUGUUACUGUAAAGUGAUUUUCAUGUCAAUACAUUAUUUUAUCUAC